ACAGCAUCUCCCCACAUGGCGGCAACAGGCAAUUUGUGCCAACGCAGGAUGUGGUGCUUCCUCAGCAGCUGCCCAGGCUGAUGGAUCUACGCUCCAGAGAGGUGAUUGAACUGCAAUUUCUCUUUCACAAUCAGGCUUCAAACAUUCAGGAGGCGGCCAGGAACUACCUCAACGGCAAUCGGCUUCCCGGCAUCCCCGACACGCAAGCCCUGAACAGCCUCUGCAACGACUACAUCGCCAAGGCAGCGGCACUUGCAGACAGGCUGCAACUGCUUGGCGCAGAGGAGGAACGGGAUGAAGCCUGGUCCGGCAUUGGGGGAGCGCAAGGAUGUGCUGCGCCGGCUCCUUGUUUGGUUCCGGCGGCGGAUGUCUUCCAGCGCAUCCUCACCGACCUGCCGCCGGCGGCAACUAUGGGAGAGGUGGACGCAGCUCUGCAGCAUAUGCGCCUGCUCUCAGCCUCCGACAUCGACGACAUGCUCGAGCGUCCUCCCUCACCAACCCGGGCCACACCUGCGCCACUUGAUGGAAGCUUCGUCGGCAUGUACCAACGGGCUGGCCACGCACACUCGGCGAACACUGUUCCGGUGCCUAGCGAGCUGGCUGUUGUGCCGGGCACCGGGAACGGAGCGCCGGCGGCUACGGGCGCGAACGAGCUACAGCAUAACGAGGGAUCGGCUGCCCCAGGAGGCCCGGCACUGGUUGACUGCCUCUCCGUCACCCCGACGCCACCACUGCUGAACCAUAACGACAUCCCGCAGAAUGACAAGGCUCCAACUGGGGACGCGCCCACGCCGCCGGCACCAGCAAUACCGCCCAAACGUCAGCUGUGCCAUCGCGGCUUCGACAUGACUGCGGAAUUCCUGGCCAUGUUCCAGGGUCCGUUACCGCACUACGUUGUUGCUGCGCUGACCGCCGCCUUCAACCUCGACGAUGAUGGCGCCGAGGAGCUUGAUGAAGCGCUCGCUGCUGUCGCUGGGGACGCGAUCGAUGAUCUUCAAGAUGAAGCAGCAAACCUCUAGGUGCUGGCGCAGGCGGCUGCAGUCUAAGCGGCGUCUGCAGCAUUUAUCCCCAGCGCCCAGCCUAGUUUAAUGAUAGCUAAAUCAAUGUCAGAAUUUUGGUUCAGAGCGGGUUGUCAACGCUCAAAACUGCUUUCGUCCGGCGACUACGCUUUAAUCUUGGCUGUAACUCUAAAGGCUGAUCUUCAUGGCAUGUUAUGUGCUCCUUUUGCA
Panicum virgatum (switchgrass) is the source of this 1229-nucleotide messenger RNA. RefSeq lists its product as uncharacterized. The record is from RefSeq and is a predicted model, not a curated record. Bases 81 to 1019 code for a protein of 312 amino acids. Lineage: Eukaryota; Viridiplantae; Streptophyta; Magnoliopsida; Poales; Poaceae. The transcript is spliced from 2 exons.